AAACUAACUCCAUUUCCAUAACUGAUCAUGCCCAAUUCAUCAUCUUUACUGCUACUUUUAUCAAGCAAUCUCUUUCUCCAAUCAACACUAGCUCUCUCACUAACUCUGCUUCUCCACUUCCUUAACAUCCCCUCAUUUUUCCUCUCUGGUCUCUUCACUUAUGUCCAUCCAGAUGAUGUUACUCCCAACAAUGGUGGUGUUAGAGCAGCCAUUCGUAGACCAGGUACUAAUGAUUCUGAACUCAUCAAACCAAGAAAGAAAUCUAAGGAAAGAUUUGAGUUUGAUGAGAAUAAAGCUCAGAUCUUUAGGCUAAAACUUAGUGAUGGUCAUCUUCAAACAAGGAUUUAUUUUAAGGAAUUUAGGGGUUGUUUUAAUUCUAUUGUUGUUUCUCUUUCUUGUUUGUUGCUUCAUAGAUUCUUGAAGGAAUCUGAGUCUGGUGUGUUAAAGAAUGGUUCUUUUAUUCCUGUUUUGUUAGGAUUUGUGGCUGUUUGUAGGGUUUUUGUUUUGAUUCUGAGGGUUUCUUUUGAAAGAUCUGCAUCUAAGCUGGCUGAGAAGCACUUGAGUGUUGUUUUAGGGGUUUUUGGUUUUGUUUUGGCGCUUGCGUUUGUACAUGGGGUUGUUCCUAAAUGGAUUCUUGAUGUUCAUUUUGAAGAAGUUCAUGGGUUUGAGAAGUUGUUUAUUGCAGUUUUUAUGGGCUGCGUUUCGUGUUUUUUGUAUAUGCCAGCAGUGAGAAUUGCUCAUGCUUUUUGGCUUGGAACUGAUCAGCUUCGUUGCAAUUUGCCUAUUAUUUCUUGUGGAUGGUUUGCGCGAUUGCUUCUUCAUGCUAACUAUUUGUUCAUGGUUUUGACCUCAAUGCUUUGGGUAAAACCGUUUGCUGACUUGCUACUUAUUGAUCAAGAUAAGGCGUCUGUUGAACAUGUUAGGGAGUUGGUUGGAAAUGUGGGUAUGCAGAAGUCGGAAUUCAGUAGAUUUAGGGUGUGGUGUUUGUUAGUUUCGGGCCUAUUGCAGAUUGUAUCUUUGCGUGCAAACGUGCAGAUGUACUUGAACGAAGCAGUAUUGUGUUGGUACCAGAGACUGCACGCUAGCAAAGUUCCUGACUUAGCUUAUAGUAGGGCCAAGGUGUUCUUGCACAAUCACUUUGUAUGCCUUGUGGUUCUGCAAUUCUUUUUGCCCGCAACAAUGGUACUUCUCUUCCUUGGCUUGUCUCAACUUGGUGAUGAUUUGCUUACUAAUUUCCAAGGGAUAUGUAGCCUAUUUCCUUGUUCGAUGCUAGACAAAGAGGUGGCUUUGUUUAUGGCCUGGUGGGUUCUCUUUGUUUGGACAAUAUAUACUUCAGCCACACUUGCUUUAUUUAGACAGGGAAUCUUGUAUGUCUCUUGAUCUAUUGUUUAGUCGACUCACAUUAGGCAGCCAAAGUCUCUGAUUUUAUGAGCUUUUCCACAAGUUUGUCACAGUGUAACAAUACCCUUCAGAUGUUCUUUUUUUCCUCUCAUAAUAUAUCCUUUCACUAUGAGUUGCAAUUUUGUUAUUGACUUCUGAAAUUUUUAUAGAAUAUUAUUUUAUUUUCUC
Molecule: messenger RNA, 1569 nt
Organism: Lycium ferocissimum
Lineage: Eukaryota; Viridiplantae; Streptophyta; Magnoliopsida; Solanales; Solanaceae
Exons: 1
Coding region: 28-1380 (450 amino acids)
Source: RefSeq, a predicted model, not a curated record